AUGUCUCUCUCACAGCUACCUCUCACGAUUAUUGUCGCGGCGACGGCGAAGAAUGGUAUCGGCAAGAACAACGGUCUGCCUUGGCCGAUGCUCAAGAAGGAUAUGGCAUUCUUUGCUCGCGUCACGAAGCGCAGCAUACUGUCAGGUGCGAGCCGAAAUGUGGUGAUUAUGGGCCGCAAGACGUGGGAGAGCAUCCCCCCGAAACGAAGGCCUUUGGCGGAUCGGACGAACAUUGUCAUCAGUUCACAGGAUCAUUCGCAGCUAGACGGAGUGUCAGACGACGUAGUGGUUGCUUCUGACAUCUUGUCUGGCUUGAGGUCGCUCGAGCUGUCGAUCAGAGAUGGCAGAGCUUUGCCAGCUGGAAGAAUCUUCGUCAUCGGCGGAUCAAGCAUCUACAAGUCUGCACUGGAACUACCGCAGACCAAUCGCAUUCUUCUCACUCGCAUUGGUAAAGAAUAUGAUUGUGACACCUUCUUUCCUACGAAAUUGGACGAUGCAGCACCCAAGGCUUCUGCAUGGCAACGAGCGGACCAUGCUGCGUUGGUUGACUUCGUAGGCGAAGCCAUUGAGGAAGGCCCGCACCCUCAAUCAGUGGGAGAUGAAGAAGUGACGCUGGACUUCCAACUGUACCAGCGCACGUAG
Messenger RNA from Pseudocercospora fijiensis CIRAD86, 642 nucleotides. RefSeq lists its product as uncharacterized. Bases 1 to 642 code for a protein of 213 amino acids. The record is from RefSeq and is a predicted model, not a curated record. The transcript is spliced from 2 exons. Gene Ontology annotation, molecular function: dihydrofolate reductase activity; NADP binding. Lineage: Eukaryota; Fungi; Ascomycota; Dothideomycetes; Mycosphaerellales; Mycosphaerellaceae. Gene Ontology annotation, biological process: dihydrofolate metabolic process; folic acid metabolic process; tetrahydrofolate biosynthetic process. Gene Ontology annotation, cellular component: mitochondrion.